GCGCGCGGGAGGCGUGCGGCCGCGCGUCGCCGCCGCCCGCCGGGGCUGGUCGCGCCCGCCGGAGCCGAGCCGGGCUGCGGGGCCUCCUUCCCGCCCCUCCCGGCGGGCGUCGCCCCGCCUGCUGCUCCCGGGCGCCUGCGGACUACAAGUCCCGGCAGGCCGCGGGCGCCGGGCGGCCUGCAGUGGCCGCCGCGCGCCCGGCUGUCCGCCUCCGCAGGGCCCCGGGGCCCCGGCCUCACGGGCAGCGCGGGAGCUGCGGGCCAGCGCCGGGGCGGCGCGCGCUGCGCGACCGGGGCCGACGCGGCUCGCUGCGUCUCGGCUCUGCCCUCGUCACAGGCUGGCACUGCCCGGCCCGGGCCCCGAGCCACACUGCUCAUCAUGGAUCCGGAUCCCCAGGCAGGCGUGCAGGUGGGCAUGCGUGUGGUGCGCGGUGUGGACUGGAAGUGGGGCCAGCAGGACGGCGGCGAGGGCGGCGUGGGCACGGUGGUGGAGCUCGGCCGGCACGGCAGCCCUUCGACACCUGACCGCACCGUGGUGGUGCAGUGGGACCAGGGCACUCGCACCAACUACCGGGCAGGUUACCAGGGUGCCUAUGACCUGCUGCUCUAUGAUAACGCCCAGAUCGGCGUGCGCCACCCCAACAUCAUCUGUGACUGUUGCAAGAAGCAUGGGCUGCGAGGCAUGCGCUGGAAGUGCCGGGUCUGCUUCGACUACGACCUCUGCACACAGUGCUACAUGCACAGCAAACACGACCUCAGCCACGCCUUCGAGCGCUACGAGACCGCCCACUCGCGCCCUGUCACGCUGAGUCCCCGUCAGGGCCUCCUGAGAGUCCCCCUGAGGGGCAUCUUCCAGGGCGCCAAGGUAGUGCGAGGCCCUGACUGGGAGUGGGGCUCCCAGGAUGGAGGGGAAGGGAAGCCCGGCCGUGUGGUGGACAUCCGGGGCUGGGACGUGGAGACUGGCCGCAGCGUAGCCAGCGUGACGUGGGCUGACGGCACGACCAACGUGUACCGCGUGGGCCAUAAGGGCAAGGUGGACCUGAGGUGUGUGGGCGAGGCGGCCGGCGGCUUCUACUACAAGGAGCACCUCCCGAGGCUUGGGCGGCCCGCGGAGCUGCAGCGCAGGACCAGUGCCGACGGGCGGCCCUUCCAGCACGGCGACAAGGUCCAGUGCCUGCUGGACACGGAUGUGCUGAGGGACGUGCAGGAAGGCCACGGAGGCUGGAACCCCAGGAUGGCAGAGCACAACGCCUUCUGGGUGGGCGACGUGGUGCGCGUGCUGGAUGACCUAGACACGGUGAAGCAGCUGCAGGCGGGGCAUGGCGAGUGGACGGACGACAUGGGCCCCGCCCUGGGCCGCGUCGGGAAAGUGGUGAAGGUGUUUGGAGACGGGAACCUGCGCGUGGCCGUGGGUGGUCAGCGGUGGACCUUCAGCCCCUCCUGCCUGGUGGCCUGCCGCCCUGCUGAGGACGCCAGUCUGACUGUAGCCGAACCUGCACGGGACAACAAAAGUGCGCCUGUGGGGAGUGAGGGGCAGCGGGGGCAGGGCUCCCCAGCACCACUCACCAAGGCCCUGCUCCCAGGCUCCCUGAGCAUGGCCCUGGAGAAGCUGCGGGCCCAGAAGGGCGACCUGGAGCACCCGGGCAGGCUGGUGGCUGAGGUGGCCCUGGGCAACAUGGCUCGGGCACUGGAGCUCCUGCGGAGACACCCGGAGCAGGUGGACGCCAAGAACCAGGGCCGGACAGCGCUGCACGUGGCUUCCUACCUGGGCCAGGGGGAGCUGGUGCGGCUGCUGCUUCAGGGCAGGGCCAGCGUGGACUUACCCGAUGAUGAAGGCAGCACAGCGCUGCACUACGCAGCCCUGGGGAACCAGCCGGAUGUAGCCCGGCUGCUCCUGAGUGCUGGGUGUGGGCCGAACGUACUCAACCGCAGCCGGAGCUCGGCACUGCACGUGGCCAUCAGGAGGGGCUUCCUGGAGGUGGUGAGAGUCCUGUGUGAGCGCGGCUGUGACAUCAACCUGCCCGAUGGGCAUGCAGACACACCCCUGCACGUGGCCAUCUCGGCGGGCACCGUUGCCAACAGCAUUGUGGAGGUCCUCACCGAAGUGCCAAGCAUUGAUGUCACCGCCAAGAACAGCCAGGGCUUAACACUGCUGCACCACGCGUCGCUGAAGGGCCACGCACUAGCCGUGCGGAGGAUCCUGGCCCGCGCCCGUCAGCUGGUGGACGCCAGGAAGGAGGACGGCUGCACGCCGCUGCACCUGGCCACGCUCAACAACCACCGCGACGUGGCCCAGAUCCUCAUCCGCGAGGGCCGCUGCGACGUGAACGCGCGCAACGGGAAGCUGCAGUCGGCGCUGCACCUGGCCGUGCAGCAGGCGCACGUGGGGCUGGUGCCGCUGCUGGUGGACGCGGGCUGCAGCGUCAACGCCGAGGACGAGGAGGGGGACACGGCCCUGCACGUGGCCCUGCAGCGCCAUCAGCGGCAGCCCCUGGCGGCGGCGGCCGGGGGAGACCCGGCGCCCUCGCAGCUGCUGUCCAGGCUGCAGGCCUCGGGCCUCGCGGGCACCGAAGAGCUGACGGUGGGCGCGGCCCUCGCCUGCUUCCUGGCGCUGGAGGGCGCGGACGUGAGCUAUGCCAACCACCGCGGCCGCAGCCCGCUGGACCUGGCCGCCGAGGGCCGCGUGUACAAGGCCCUGCAGGGCUGUGCCCAGCGCUGCCGGGAGCGCCAGGCGGGCGGGGGCGCAGCACAGGGCGCCCCCAGCACCGUGACGAACCUGCACGCGGCAGCCGCCGCGGGGCCCGAGGCCGCUGAGUGCCUGGUGUGCUCUGAGCUGGCGCUGCUGGUACUUUUCACGCCGUGCCAGCACCGCACGGUGUGCGAGGAGUGUGCGCGCAGGAUGAAGAAGUGCAUCCGGUGCCAGGCGCUCAUCGGCAAGAAGCUGCGUGCAGACGGCUCGGAGGUGGCGGGCCCCGCGCCCACGCCCGGCGCGCCGCGGCAGCUGGUGGAGGAGCUGCAGAGCCGCUACCGGCAGAUGGAGGAGCGCAUCACGUGCCCCAUCUGCAUCGACAGCCACAUCCGCCUCGUGUUCCAGUGCGGCCAUGGCGCGUGCGCGCCCUGCGGGGCCGCGCUCAGCGCCUGCCCCAUCUGCCGCCAGCCGGUCCGCGACCGCAUCCAGAUCUUCGUGUAGCCGCGCCGGCCCCGCACCCGCCCGCCCUGUAUAAAGCGUGUUCGCACUCUG
Messenger RNA from Ochotona princeps (American pika), 3240 nucleotides. RefSeq names its product MIB E3 ubiquitin protein ligase 2 (gene MIB2). The transcript is spliced from 17 exons. The record is from RefSeq and is a predicted model, not a curated record. Gene Ontology annotation, cellular component: cytoplasm. The coding region runs from base 379 to 3189 and encodes 936 amino acids. NCBI's taxonomy places the organism in Eukaryota, Metazoa, Chordata, Mammalia, Lagomorpha, Ochotonidae. Gene Ontology annotation, molecular function: protein binding; ubiquitin-protein transferase activity; zinc ion binding. Gene Ontology annotation, biological process: protein ubiquitination.